Molecule: messenger RNA, 2916 nt
Organism: Lynx canadensis (Canada lynx)
Lineage: Eukaryota; Metazoa; Chordata; Mammalia; Carnivora; Felidae
Gene: STAC3
Product: SH3 and cysteine rich domain 3
Exons: 12
Coding region: 1474-2568 (364 amino acids)
Biological process (GO): positive regulation of voltage-gated calcium channel activity; skeletal muscle contraction; positive regulation of protein localization to plasma membrane
Cellular component (GO): extrinsic component of cytoplasmic side of plasma membrane
Molecular function (GO): protein binding
Source: RefSeq, a predicted model, not a curated record
GCUUCUCAAAGCUAGCCCUGUUGUCGUGCAGCCUGUCAGACCAGGGCCUUUAAGAGCCAUCCAGCAGCCCCUUUUCCAUCUCACCCACCCCUUAACAAAAUAAAAAAGAGCAGUGACAGAAAUGACAAAGUACAUUACCCUGGAAAUCGCUUGGGUCUGGGUAGCAGUAUCUCUAGCCAGGCUCCUCUGAGGCUUGUCUGACCCAACCUCCAACAUAAUCCUUUACUUCUUACAGAUACAAGGGAUAAAGCAGCACUACAUGACCACCUCCAAAUGGCCCUCCUUUGAGAUCCGAGGAGUAACUCCUCUUUCAGCCAUGUCACAACCCAGAGUAGGAGAAGGCCGGAGCCCUGUGAGACAAGAAUGUCAGAUAUCUCAUUGACCCAUAAGCUCCUAUACCAGGGCAUCAGAUGAGGGAAGUGGAAUCAGGGAAUCAAAAUGAUUUAGGAAGUGUGGGGCUUGGCUGUCCUACCUCCAAAAGUUUACAGUCCUCAUGGAGAAGCAGAAGCAGACGUUGCUUACAGAGGAGGAAAAAACCGUGUGUGGUAGCUUUUGCCUUCUGUCCAGUGUUAACGAGACCAUCUCUACCUGACCAUUAGACCCUUACUCUCCCAGAGCCCCUCAGGUGGAAGUCCCAUCCUGGCUUUUUUCAGUAGCUCAGAGAAGUCCCUUCACUUCACCCAGGGGAUAAGGUUUUAGAAUGGGGGAAGGAUGUCUCAGGGGGCACUGGAGAGAAUAAAGCAGUACUAUGCAUGGUCUACACUCCCUUUCAGGAUGGCAGCAAGGUACCCCUCCAACCAUCAAUGGAUAAAGAAUGCAAUCUAGUCUGGCUGACAGGAGACCUCUGAGAAUUCAAAGUCUCCUUUCUCACCAGUUUCCAGCCUUUGCUUCCUAAAGGUUUGAGGCUAGAUCGAUGCUUGAGGGUGUAAAAACAUGACCACAGGAAGACAGUGGCUGAAAAAAAUCAAAAGCUAGUUCCUCAAGUAGGUCUGGGGCAGGUAGACUCGGAGAGGUGUGUGGACCUCGGGGAAGGCUGUUUAUAAUUUCAUCUUUACGUUCAGUCAUCCAAAGUCACCUAAGUGAGUAUGCAGCCUGAACAGACACUGCCCUUCCUUGAAUUUAGCCAGAACUGACCUGUACACGGUAGAUGAAAAACCAGGACACAGUGGCUUUGGGGGAUGGGAGGAGUCAGGGUCCAGCCCAGCCCAGACCUCCCCGUGUCCAAUUUCUCUGUGUCAGCUGUGGCGCUCAGCUGUCCACUUUCCUCCAGCCCUGUCAUUUCAGCUCUGACACCAAGGCGAGAGACUAGGAGGUCUACAAAUAACGUCUGGGUAGCCGCUGUGAGUACAGAGGGUACUGGGGGGGCUUAGCCCCCAAGGAAGAGGACCAGUCGUCCCCCAGCACCACCAUCAAGACCCCAGGGGCUCCCUCUUUCCUCCACAGACUGUGGACUGACUUAGGGAAUCCCAAACGAUGACAGAAAAGGAGGUGCUGGAGUCCCCCAAGCCCUCCUCCCCAGCAGAGACUCGGCAAAGUGGGCUACAGCGGCUGAAGCAGUUAUUCAGGAAGGAGUCUCCUGGGACGAAGGAGAUGGAGCUUCCCCCAGAGCCCCAGGCCAAUGGGGAGGCAGUGGGAGCUGGGGGUGGGCCCAUCUACUACAUCUAUGAGGAAGAGGAAGAAGAAGAGGAGGAGGAGGAGGAACCACCCCCAGAACCUCCUAAGCUUGUCAAUGAUAAGCCUCACAAAUUCAAAGAUCACUUCUUCAAGAAGCCCAAGUUCUGUGAUGUCUGUGCCCGGAUGAUUGUGCUCAACAACAAAUUUGGGCUUCGCUGUAAGAACUGCAAAACUAACAUCCACGAACACUGUCAGUCCUAUGUGGAGAUGCAAAGAUGCUUCGGCAAGAUCCCCCCUGGUUUUCAUCGGGCCUAUAGCUCCCCACUCUACAGCAACCAGCAGUACGCUUGUGUCAAAGAUCUCUCUGCUGCCAAUCACAAUGAUCCUGUGUUUGAAACCCUGCGCACUGGGGUGAUCAUGGCAAACAAGGAACGGAAGAAGGGACAGGCAGAUAAGAAAAAUCCUCUAGCAGCCAUGAUGGAAGAGGAGCCAGAGUCUGCCAGACCAGAGGGAGGCAAACCCCAGGAUGGAAACCCUGAAGGGGAUAAGAAGGCUGAAAAGAAGACACCUGAUGACAAACACAAGCAGCCUGGCUUCCAGCAGUCUCAUUACUUUGUGGCUCUCUAUCGGUUCAAAGCCCUGGAGAAGGACGAUCUGGAUUUCCCGCCUGGAGAGAAGAUCACAGUCAUUGAUGACUCCAAUGAGGAAUGGUGGCGGGGGAAAAUAGGGGAAAAGGUUGGAUUUUUCCCUCCAAACUUCAUCAUUCGGGUCCGAUCUGGAGAGCGUGUGCACCGCGUAACGAGAUCCUUCGUGGGAAACCGCGAAAUAGGGCAGAUCACUCUCAAGAAGGACCAGAUAGUGGUGCAGAAAGGAGAUGAAGCCGGCGGCUACGUCAAGGUCUACACCGGCCGCAAGGUGGGGCUGUUCCCCACCGACUUCCUGGAGGAGAUUUAGGCGUGCAGGCGCCUGCUGACCGAAGAUACCCAUGCCCCAUUCUGGGCAGGCCCAGGGGAGGCUGGGGAGGAAAGGGGCGAAAGCAACUAUGCUGGAAGUGGGGAGGGGUGGGAAGGCCCGCCAGAGCGUGACGGGCCUUCUGGGAAGGGACUGGUUCCCGCCCCCCCCUCUCCCCCGGCCUAGGGCCUUGGAUACCUGGUACCCAGAACGGCCUCACCUGCAACUCCUCAGGCCCAGCCGUUGAGAGCUGGAAAAAGAAUGCGUCUCCACUAGGAGGCGCCCUGGGGGUGUGGGAGGCGAACUGUCGAAUGUUGCGAAUGUAUUAAAGUUUUGAAAAAAGUUAGAAAA